Messenger RNA from Geosmithia morbida, 3966 nucleotides. Its product is annotated as GATA transcription factor. The record is from RefSeq and is a predicted model, not a curated record. Gene Ontology annotation, molecular function: zinc ion binding. NCBI's taxonomy places the organism in Eukaryota, Fungi, Ascomycota, Sordariomycetes, Hypocreales, Bionectriaceae. Gene Ontology annotation, biological process: rDNA heterochromatin formation; regulation of transcription by RNA polymerase II; silent mating-type cassette heterochromatin formation. The coding region runs from base 1 to 3966 and encodes 1321 amino acids. The transcript is spliced from 5 exons.
AUGGCGUCGCCUGUCCCCUUCCAGCCCGCGACGGCUGGCUGGGACGGUAACGGCCGAGCGAUAUCACCUUCUGCUGUCGCUGUCAACCAAGAUGACGAAUCUGGUCUUCAGACCAGGCCAGUCGGCCUCAAGGUCUUCUACAAGCUGGACAGUCACCUCAUGAACAACUGUCUCGCCAAACCCUCCGAGACCUUCCACGUCCAGACCAUGCCCCUCAACGAAGCCACCAUCAUCGGCGCCAUUGACCUGCGCCUGUGCAUUCAGGCCGUCAUCGACUGCAGCCCCGAGCUGACCACCCACCAGUGCGACUACACGAUCUACGCUCACGACUACUCGGAGCCUGACACGCCGCUCAUGGGUCAGGGAAUGCUGUCCACCGCCCUGCGGUCGUUACAUCACCAUGCUGGCCAGCAGCAGCAGCCAAAGAUGGUCACCGGUCUCGUCACCAAGAACAGGAUGGGGCUCUUCAUGGGCCACGCAAAUCGAGAGACGCUCGAGGUCAAGAUGGAGUUCACCGCGACGUCGAGGGCCCAGCAGCCUCAGUACCUGCAGCAACAGCCACAGCAACAGCCGCACUACGCACAACCUCCGCCAGUCGACGGAUCCAUGACGCCCACCGGUGUUGCUGAGUGGAGCUCCUUUAUGCAGUCCAACCCUCACAUCGGACAGCAGCCGGCCUCCAUCUCCCGCACCGCCUCGCCUGCCCUAUCUCAGGGGCACCAGCACCACCAGCAGUCGCAGCCGAUCCAGCCGAGGAGGGACUCGUUUACCCAGCAACCCCAACUACAGUCUGUACCGCCCCAGGAGAUCCUCCGGGUAGCACCUAUCCCCAUGGACCAGUCUGUAGAGUCGGAUCUCCCUCACGCUCCCUCGUCACGGCCGUCUAGCAGAGCCUCGAACCGAGCUCCCAGGAGGAGAGCUCCCACCGGCCGUCCGCGCGGCCGCCCGAGGAAGAAGGUCAAUGAAGGGAACACGUCCGGCUACGAGGAUGGGACCGAGGGCGAGGACGGCCCGGCCAAGAAGCGCGUCAAGACGACUGUGGUGGACAGGGCAGCGCCCAAUCCCUUCGGCACAGAGCCAGAAUCGCUCCGUGUGGCCGCCAGCGCCUCGAGCUCCCUGCGCAGCUUCCGCCCCAUCGGCCCGGCCCAGGAGGGCGGUAGAGCCCACCACCUGCAGGACGUGCCGCGGGCCCCGACGCCCGUCCCCAGCGGACCGUUCCUCGGCCGCGCAGGGGGGGCCAAGAAGGCCGCCGUCCCCUCCGCCGUGAGCCGCGAGGCUUCUCUGGGACGCCCGUCUCCCCGCUCGCAGAGGAUGCGCCCCCUGUCUCCCAGCCAAGAAGACGGGCGGUCGCCCGAGUCCGCGGUCCAGACGCCCGCCUUCUCCGACGACAGCCACAUGGACAUUGGAUCGUCGCCGCCUGUGCCGCGUACCACCUCGUUCCUCCAGUCCAGCCCGCCGCCCUCCAGCCCCAUGCUGCCGCCCAUGCCGCAGAACCUGGCGUCGCAGGACGAUGCCAUGGAGCCGCCGGACGACAACCUUCUGGGUGAGACGGCAGCGCCGCCAGCCAACGUGGCGGCAGCGGCAGCAGGAAGGUCCCUCGCAGGAGCACGUGGCGCACGUCCUGCCCCGCGCACCCUGGCUCCCGCUCCCGCUCCCGCUCCCGCUCCCGCGCCGCCUCGCAGGACCAAGAUCGGCACCAAGAGGAGCUCGUCGACCAUUCCCAUGCAGGUGUUUAGAAUGGAGGAUGGACCCACCGGUCAGCAGGACAUGGUCCACCUGGCCAGCUACAAUACUCCCGAUCCCCAGCCCAGGAAGACUACGGAUGCUACAGAGAAGCCGACAAGUCCGCCGGACCCGGUGGAGGGCCGGGAACAGGAAGGCUUCGCGUCCGGCCCUGCCCCGCUGCAGCCGAUGGGUGAGCAGAGGAGGCAGGAGGAGGAACAGCGACGACAGAUGGACGAGCAGAAGGGACGGGAGGGACAACAGCAGCCGCAAUCAGGAGAGCAGCCGCUCGAGCAGAUGGUGGCUAACAGCCCCGCGAACACACAACCCAUCGACGCCCAAGAACAGCAGCAGCAGCGGCUCCAGACGGCUGAGGAACCCGAGAAGAAGGAGCAAGAUGCGGUCAAGGCAGCGGAUAAGCCUAAACCUCGUCCCCGGUCCCGCAAGCUGGCCAGGUCACAGUCUGCCGGGGCGCUCGCACUGCCCGCCGUGCCGGCUAGCGAACCGGCCGGGCCGUCUUCGCUGUCGCAGACGGUCUCCGUGUCCAUCGAGACGGACCAGCAGCCCUCGGAGCACCCUGCCGGCCUGCGACGCGCGCAGUCGUCCGGUCCCACGGGCGCAGGUAUCCCUGCCAGCGACCCCGUCGGGCCUCCUCCCUCCACGCAGGACCGGCAACCGUCUCCGACGGUGGCCCUCCCGGAAUCCGCCAGAGGGUCUACGUCUGCCACUCCCGCCCAACGGCGACCACCGUCGUCGUCGGUGCUGGCCCUCCCGGAACCUACGGAACCCGCUGGCGACAGCGACAUGAUGAAGAACGCCAUCAAGGAGAAGCUCGAGGCAGCCAUCAAGCGCGGAGAGAUGCCCCCCUACUGCAACAACUGCGGCGCCAUCCAGACGCCGACGUGGCGCAAGGUCUACGCGCAGGAGCACACGGGCGUGCCGCCACAACACGCUCAGGAGGAGUUUUCUACCAAGCCCGGAAUGAUCACGACGAUUGAGAUACUCGCGCGCGACGGCAACGGCGAAGACACCGCCCCCACGUCGUACCGAGUGGUGAAGAAGGCGCUCGGACCUGACGAGGACAAGUCGGAGUGGCAGGUGCUCCUCCUGUGCAACCCCUGCGGUAUCUGGCUGGGGAAAUGCUAUGCUCACCGUCCCCCUGACCGUUGGGAUGGCGACGCCGCACGGCUGGGUCGCGAGAGGAAGCAUCGGUCGGCGACAAAGGGACGCAGCAAGAGCCGGAGCCAGCCGCCUAUCGAAGUCGAGGCGUUGGAAAGGGAUACCUCGGCCCCCCAGCAAUCAACCGCCAAGAAGACAGCAGCAGCAGCAGCAGCGACAGCACUGUUGGCCGAGACGGCGGAGACGGACAAGGCCCCGGAAACGGCGGGUGAAGGCCCGGCCGAGAUGCAGCUCGACGCAGCCAUGGGCCUCACGAAGCGUCUGCUCUUCCCCUCGCCGCGCAAGGACGACUCGCCCAAGGCCCUGGGCGAGCUCAACGUCAACGUCCCGGCCGCGGGUGCGUCGGCCGGCGGCCAGCACAAGGAGGCUACAGCGCAGAAGGAGAAUGCCGGGCAGGACGGACCGACACCGGCCGCACCGGCCGACGACCUGGAAGAUCUGUUCCGCGACCCCAUGCCCCCGCGGCCAUCGACGCCUCCGUCCAACCGGUCCAGGGCUGGAGGGCCGCCCGCCACGGCGUUCAAGACGCCUACCCGCGCAGCCGCCACGACACCCAACCGCCGUCCUGUAACGAGGAGCGUGUCGCGCUCGAUCCGGUCAAAGGAGUCAUCCAUGGCGACGCCCGUGGCCGACUUUCAGAGGACACCGACACGCACGCCGAGCAAGAUGCUCAGCAGCAAGCUCCUCAGCCUGAGCAACAACAAGCGUCGCAACAGUCCGAGGCAUCACAACAACAGCCACCAUAGCGUAGGGGUCCACAACAAUAUCGGCUACGGCAACCCCGGGGUCGACUUUGACGACGCCAUCUUCGACACGCCCAUGAGCCGAGCCGUCAACCAGAUGCUCUCGGAGACCAACUUUGGCCUAGACGACGAGAUGGACCUCGUCGACCUGGACUCGACUGCUGGCGGGCACGGCGGCGAUGCGGCCAACUGGGCUAGCUUCAGCACCCUUUUCAGCACGGAUGUGCCCAUGCCUAGCUCUCCUCCAAAGGACAGGUUGGCUUUUGCGGAGAGUGUUGAGUCUUGGGGGUCAUGGGGGAUGGAUGCCAUUGAUGAUAUGUGA